This is a messenger RNA of Odobenus rosmarus divergens (Pacific walrus), 2000 nucleotides long. It is a transcript of the gene TFAP2B, whose product is annotated as transcription factor AP-2 beta (activating enhancer binding protein 2 beta). The record is from RefSeq and is a predicted model, not a curated record. The transcript has 7 exons. Gene Ontology annotation, biological process: regulation of transcription by RNA polymerase II; regulation of cell population proliferation; anatomical structure development. The coding region runs from base 51 to 1433 and encodes 460 amino acids. Gene Ontology annotation, molecular function: RNA polymerase II transcription regulatory region sequence-specific DNA binding; DNA-binding transcription factor activity, RNA polymerase II-specific. Gene Ontology annotation, cellular component: nucleus. NCBI's taxonomy places the organism in Eukaryota, Metazoa, Chordata, Mammalia, Carnivora, Odobenidae.
CAUUACAGACAGCGGAGUCCUGAGAAGCCAGACAUCUGCUCCUCACAUGAAUGCACUCACCUCCUAGAGACCAGGCUGCCAUCAUGCUCUGGAAGCUCGUGGAGAAUGUCAAGUACGAAGAUAUCUAUGAGGACCGGCACGAUGGCGUCCCAAGCCACAGCUCCAGGCUCUCCCAGCUGGGCUCGGUAUCCCAGGGACCUUACUCCAGCGCCCCGCCGCUGUCCCACACCCCGUCGUCAGACUUCCAGCCGCCCUACUUCCCGCCUCCCUACCAGCCGCUCCCCUACCAUCAGAGCCAGGAUCCCUACUCCCACGUCAACGACCCCUACUCCCUGAACCCACUGCACCAGCCCCAGCAGCAUCCUUGGGGGCAACGGCAGCGGCAAGAAGUGGGUUCGGAAGCCGGCUCUCUCCUGCCCCAGCCUCGGGCAGCCUUGCCCCAGCUCUCGGGCCUCGACCCCCGGAGGGACUACCACUCGGUCCGCCGGCCAGACGUGCUGCUGCAUUCGGCGCACCACGGCCUGGAUGCGGGCAUGGGUGACAGCCUCUCGCUGCACGGCCUCGGCCAUCCCGGAAUGGAAGACGUCCAGUCAGUUGAAGAUGCCAAUAACAGCGGCAUGAAUCUACUGGACCAGUCUGUCAUAAAAAAAGUUCCGGUUCCUCCCAAAUCUGUGACUUCUCUGAUGAUGAAUAAAGAUGGAUUCCUGGGAGGCAUGUCAGUCAACACCGGCGAGGUAUUUUGCUCGGUCCCGGGCCGUUUGUCUCUGCUCAGUUCAACUUCAAAGUACAAAGUAACUGUGGGGGAAGUUCAGAGACGGCUUUCGCCCCCCGAAUGCCUCAAUGCGUCUCUCCUCGGCGGCGUCCUCAGAAGAGCCAAAUCGAAAAAUGGGGGGAGAUCUUUGCGAGAAAGGCUAGAAAAAAUCGGUUUGAAUUUACCCGCGGGCAGGCGCAAAGCUGCAAAUGUCACGUUACUCACCUCCCUGGUGGAAGGAGAAGCUGUUCACUUAGCUCGGGAUUUUGGGUAUAUUUGUGAAACGGAGUUUCCUGCUAAAGCCGUUUCUGAGUAUUUGAACCGGCAGCACACCGACCCCAGUGACCUGCACUCCCGAAAGAAUAUGCUGCUGGCUACCAAGCAACUCUGUAAAGAAUUUACGGAUCUGCUGGCGCAGGAUCGGACGCCAAUCGGGAACAGCAGGCCUAGCCCCAUCCUGGAGCCGGGGAUCCAGAGCUGCCUCACGCACUUCAGCCUCAUCACGCACGGCUUCGGCGCCCCAGCCAUUUGCGCCGCGCUCACGGCCCUGCAGAACUAUCUCACCGAGGCGCUCAAAGGCAUGGACAAGAUGUUCUUGAACAACACCACCACUAACAGGCACACGUCUGGGGAAGGCCCAGGUAGUAAAACUGGCGACAAGGAGGAGAAACACAGGAAAUGAAAAAUUAAAAAAAAAAAAAAGAAAAAUGUUUUAAAUACAAAAGGAAAACAGAAAAAAUUUAAUUUUAGCUUUAAAAUGUUGGAUUGGCUUUGGAAGAAUUAUAUUAGGUAGAAUACACAUACAAUCAAAUUUAAAAAAAAGAGCUAAAUAACUUUUAAAAAAAACUGAGGCAUACAACGGAGCAACAAUAUCGGUUCUCAGUGUCUAUUUCAAGAUACACUUGGAGACAAACGUCCGGAUUUUCCACUUCGGUUCUUUCGAGCUUAGUAAUACUGAUAAUAAAAGAAAACCAUGAUUUUCCCCCUUUGGAAAAUAAACGUAAGACUAAACAUGAGAAAACGCUAACUUAUUGGAAGAAAAUCGGAGAAACAUUGUUGGUGUCAGUGCUUUGAGAGUUGGUUGACUGAGACGCACGAACUUUUUAAUUUUUAAUAUUUUUUUAGGAAACACUCUUGCAGUCCCCGCCCUCCCACCUCACCUCACCCCUCUCCCAGCCACCCUUUUCUACGUUGCCCUCCCUCCCUCAAGCUGUCACGGGAAUUUUCCGGGAUGAAAAUGAGUGUGGUU